Molecule: messenger RNA, 2146 nt
Organism: Musa acuminata subsp. malaccensis (wild Malaysian banana)
Lineage: Eukaryota; Viridiplantae; Streptophyta; Magnoliopsida; Zingiberales; Musaceae
Product: L-type lectin-domain containing receptor kinase SIT2
Biological process (GO): defense response to bacterium; defense response to oomycetes; protein phosphorylation
Cellular component (GO): plasma membrane
Molecular function (GO): carbohydrate binding; ATP binding; transmembrane receptor protein serine/threonine kinase activity
Source: RefSeq, a predicted model, not a curated record
CCAAAUUUUGCAAGAUUGAUAUGUCAGCGAUGUUUCUCAAGACUUUGCUCUUCCUGUUCCUCCUCCACCGAGAAGUUGCAGACGCUUGCGGUGGGACUGAUGGGUUCACCUUCAAUGGAUUCCGUUGCCGCAAUAUUGAUCCCGACGGGAUCGCGUCGAUCACCUCCAACGGGCUUCUCGUGGUCACCAACAACACAUUCGAGUCGAGGGGCCACGCCUUCUACCCAAUCCCACUUCGCUUCAAAGAGUCUCCUAAUGGUACCGUCUUCUCCUUCUCCACCACUUUUGUCUUUGCCUUCAUCUCAGAACUGCCGGACCUUAGCGGGGAUGGGAUGGCCUUCUUAGUAUCCCCCACCAAGGACUUCUCCCGAGCCAUAGGUAAUCAGUAUUUAGGCAUCUUCAAUUCAAGCAACCUCGGUAACUCGACCAACCAUGUCCUUGCGAUCGAGCUUGACACAAUCCGUAACCCCGAAUUCCAAGAUAUUGAUGAUAACCAUGUCGGGAUCAAUAUCAACGACAUGAAAUCUGAUGAGUCCCAAACUGCUGGUUAUUGUCUGAAUGACACUGGUUCGUUCCAAAAUCUAAGCCUCAGUAGCGGCCAAACCAUGCAAGUUUGGGUAGACUAUGAUAGCCAUGAGAUGCUACUUAACGUGACCCUAGCUUCAUUCCCCAUGGCCAAACCCCAUAGACCUCUCUUAUCUGCGGUCGUCAAUCUUACAAGCGUGUUGUUAGAAACGAUGUAUGUUGGAUUCUCCGCCUCCGCUGGUCCUUUCCUAACAUCUCAUUACGUCCUUGGUUGGAGCUUUAAGAUGAAUGGCGUAGCCCAAGCUCUCAACUCCUCCCUGCUGCCUUCUCUUCCACGUGCGAAAUCAAAUCACAAGUUUAAGGUUUCGCGCAUCGGGCUGCCCAUGGCGUCAGCUACGCUUGUUUUAACCGUCGUAGGGAUUGUCGUGUUCAUCCUGAGACGGAGGACCAAGUAUUCAGAGCUCCUGGAUGACUGGGAGCUUGAGUACGGGCCUCAUCGGUUCUCCUACAAGGAUUUGUUCAAGGCUGCCAAGGGUUUCAGGGACACAGAGCUUCUCGGAAGGGGCGGGUUCGGGAGAGUGUACAAGGGUGUGCUACGGUCUUCUAGAUCGGAGGUUGCAAUUAAAAGAGUGUCCCAUGGAUCAAGACAGGGUAUGAGAGAGUUUAUUGCGGAGAUCGUCAGCCUCGGUCGCCUUCGCCACCGAAACCUCGUCCAAUUGCUGGGCUACUGCCGACGCCAAGGAGAGCUUCUGUUGGUGUACGAUUACAUGCCCAAUGGCAGUCUCGAAAAGUUCCUACACGAUCAAGCUAUGCCUACUCUGGAUUGGGCGACGCGGUUCCGGAUCAUCAAAGGCGUGGCAUCAGGACUUCUGUAUCGACACGAAGAUUGGGAGCAAGUCGUCAUCCACAGAGACAUUAAGGCGAGCAACGUGUUACUCGACAAUGAAUUGAUUGGAAGGUUGGGUGACUUUGGCCUAGCAAGGUUGUACGAUCAUGGAACGGAUCCACAGACCACCCAUGUGGUGGGAACCAUGGGUUAUCUUGCUCCCGAGCUUGCUCGAACCGGCAAGGCGACCACCAUCACCGACGUGUUUGCGUUCGGCGUCUUCCUCCUUGAGGUUGCUUGCGGGAGGACGCCGGUGGACCCGACGGCGGACGAGGAGAAGCUUAUUCUGUCGGACUGGGUGUUGAAGAAUUGGCAGAAGGGAUCGAUACUGGAGACGACGGAUCCAAGGCUCGAAGAAGAGUACGAUGUGGAGGAGGUGGAGCUGGUGUUGCAGCUUGGACUGUUGUGCUCGCAUCCACUGCCCACGGAAAGGCCGAGCAUGCGCCAAGUGGUGCGCUACUUGGAGGGCCAUGCACCGCUUCCCGAGCUGUCGCCCACGUACCUCAGCUUCAGCGCUUUUGUGCGGCUUCGCAACGACGGUGUCGAUGACCGUUUCAUGUCGAAUACUUCGCCGGAGGCUACUGCAUCGGUUCUCUCCGGAGGUCGUUGACGGAGUCCGACAAUCAUAUGUGUCGUCUCCCGUGAUUUGUCCCUUUGUCAUACAGUGUAUUGUUAGCUUUGAAGCACUAAAAGGCUAUCUACCAGUUGUGGUGUAGUAAUACCCUGUGAUUGUUA